AACAUCUUUUUGUAUGUCUAUUGAAUUCAAAAAACAAAAUAUUGAUAAACUUUUUUAUGUGAAAGUAUUUUUAUAGAAAUCAAUAUGAAUUCAAUUCGUGUAAUAAUUAUCACAUUUUGUAUAUUUUAUGUAAAGUGUGAUCAAAAUGAUGACCGGUUUAAGAGAGCCGUUAAUCGCACUUAUAUUGGAUUUGAAAAGGAGAAUAACACGGAAUGGAGGAAAACCUUUCACUUCAUUCAAGGCGCCGACACUCAGUUCGGAAUGAUUGAGACAUUCCUGCAGAACAAGACCGAUGGGGGUUGGGAUGAGGAGAUCCAGUUGACCGCACAGGCUAUCAACGAGUGGAACGCCAUGACUCCGAAGCCUAAGUUUGUGGUGAUUUGCGGCGAUUUGGUGGACGACUUCCCCGGUAAAGAGCCCCGACGUUCACGACAGAUCACAGACUUUAAGAAAGUGUUUGAAAAGCUGGACAAUGAUAUACCACUCGUGCUCUUG
This is a messenger RNA of Oppiella nova, 495 nucleotides long. The record is from the annotation of a GenBank genome assembly. NCBI's taxonomy places the organism in Eukaryota, Metazoa, Arthropoda, Arachnida, Sarcoptiformes, Oppiidae.